Molecule: messenger RNA, 2462 nt
Organism: Anolis sagrei ordinatus
Lineage: Eukaryota; Metazoa; Chordata; Lepidosauria; Squamata; Anolidae
Gene: CCDC78
Product: coiled-coil domain containing 78
Cellular component (GO): cytoplasm
Source: RefSeq, a predicted model, not a curated record
AUGGAGUUCAGAAGCAGUCCCCAAAACAGUGGUGCUGCUGCCUUCCAGGAGCAGGUGCAACGCCUCGCCAAUGAAAACGUCCAGUUGCAAGACAGGAACGAACGGCUCUACAGCAAAAUUGGAGAGCUGCAGGAAAAAAUGGGAGGCCUGGCUGGCUCCAAGACCAACCUCUCCGCCAGACUGAUCCACAGUGAAGAGGAGAAACUCAAGAUUUCCAAGGACUUUGUGGAUUUUCAGAUUCAGACCAAUAAAAUGAGGGAGCAACACGAAGCAGAAAACUUUGAGCUGAAAAAUGUGAUUUUGACCCUGGAAAAUCGUAUUCUAGAAGUCGAGCUUCAUGCUGAGAAAAUGGCUGGGGAACGCAAUGCUUUGCGAGAACGCCUGCAGGCCCUUGAAGACAGCCGCAAGGAGCUGGCGGAUGAGUACCUUGUGCUGAAGAGCAAUUACCUUGCACUGGGCAAGGAACAUGGACAGGAGAUUGCUAAGAAUGAGGAGUUGAGCAAAGAGUUACUCAACCUAGCUAAUUCCCUUCACCAUGUGUGGGGCAAUCUCCCCAAACCCAAUGUUGAAACGGAUGAGCCAUCUGAGGAGCUGAAGCGGGUGCGUGCUUUGGUCCAGCGUCUUUCUGCCCGCCAAGUGAAGCCUGAAGACAUAGUGGCUUCAGAAUAUGAACAGCAGAAACUGGAGAAAAGUCUCUUUGGGAACCAAGAUCACUUCACCAGAGAGAUUGAAAAUAUGAAAGAAAUGUACAACUCCCAGCAGCAGAAAUUAGAGGAGAGAAUGGUUUCAAUGGGGAAGGAGCUCCAAGAAGCAAAGAAGGAGAUCCGGAGCACGCAGCACAAGCUUGCGGAGCAGUCGGCGGUUUUGCUCUCUUCUCAAAGCCAGCUCCAAGAAGUAGAGGAGGAGAACUCCCGGCUGCAGCUGCGACUGAAGGAGCUGGUCGAAGAGUAUCGUUCGCGGCUCAUUCAGUACAUCACAGACCUGGCGGAAUACAUGGACAACAAAUCAGCUACUGCUGUAACAAAGGCUGGCAAAGCACCCUCAGAGCCUGCUCACAUGAAGCGCUUUGUGGACAGCAUGCUGAAGGACAUCCGGGCAUCCUACAAGACCCGGGAAGAGCAGCUGGCUGGAGCCGCUCGAGGCUAUAAGAAACGCCUGCAGAACAUGGUCAAAAAACACGAGGGGCUGCUGGUUGCAUACAGGAUGCAGCGCGAACAGAUCCGGUCCCUGGGCAGCAACAACCUGGAUCCUGGCCCGCCAGAACACAAUUUCAGCAUCACUGAUGCCGAGUUGCUGACCAACACCUCUCAAGAGCUGAACCGGCUCCGGGAAGACAAAGCAAGCCUGGAAGGCCAGCUCCACGAACUGCAGAUGAAGGUAAAGCUGAGUGAAAACGCUGGUCCCAGGACAACACCUGCACACACCAUGGAUGAGGCAGGCUGGGAGCAGCUCAGGAAGCAGCUGCGAGAAUUCACUCACCGCACUCAGGAGGACUUAGAAAAGGAGAGGAGCCAGUUGUUGACACGGGCCAUGGUGGCAGAAGAACAGGUGGCUGAACUGCAGGACUAUGUGGAUAAGCAUCUGGGGAGGUACAAGGAAGAGAUUUUGCGGCUCAGGAAACUUCUAGGAACAGAUGGCCUCCGGGCAUCUAGCGGCAGGGCUUACAACGCCCCCAAGGCUUCAAAACCCAAGAGGAAUGUCAACAAUGAAACAUAACCUCUAUGUCACCAUGAACUAUGAUGAAAGUGUAGCAUCCUCAAAAGGAUGGGCAUCUUGGUCCAAACAGCAAACUGGACAUUUAGUACAUUUCUGUCCCUCAGAAAGAUUCCAGGAAGCAGAGUUCACUCAGAGCAGUGCAAAAAGAUAUUUCUCACAAACCAGUGAGAUAGGCUAGAACAGUCAUGGGCAAAUUUUGGCCCUCCAGGUGUUCUGGACUUCAACACCUACAAUUCCUAACAGCUGGUAGGCUGUUAGGAAUAAUGGGAAUUGAAGUGCAAAACAUCUGCGGGGACGAAGUUUGCCCAUGCCUGGGCCAGACUAUGAAAAGUUAAGUGAAUCCCACUGCUGGCUGCCUUGUGCUGCAUUAAAGUUUGCUUCUUUUUUUUUUCUUAAAAUGUAAAAGCUGUAAUACUUGGAAUGGCCACUUGAAGGGAACAAGACAGCAUUUAGUUAGUAAGGAGAUUCUGAUGCAGAGCUUUUCGAACAUUUCAUAAGUUGAUGACAGACUUCUUAUGCAUGCUUCAUUUUGUGACACUGUAAUUCAAUUUCUCCAGCAAACCAGAGAUUAAAUUAACCCCUUAUAAGAGAUACAGAUACAUACAUAAAUUGUAAAUAAUGCAAUGGAUGGGGACACAACGUAUCUUGUGAAAAUCUUCCAUUUAUAUUUUCAAAAAUUGUUUAUUUCACAUAGAUUCAGAAAUUUCUCAUUAAAUUCGUGCGACACACUUGCAGCUAGCAGCUGA